Drosophila rhopaloa is the source of this 2189-nucleotide messenger RNA. It is a transcript of the gene Sse, whose product is annotated as separin homolog sep-1. Gene Ontology annotation, biological process: meiotic chromosome separation; proteolysis. The record is from RefSeq and is a predicted model, not a curated record. Gene Ontology annotation, cellular component: cytoplasm; centrosome; nucleus. Bases 83 to 1987 code for a protein of 634 amino acids. Gene Ontology annotation, molecular function: cysteine-type endopeptidase activity. The transcript has 7 exons. NCBI's taxonomy places the organism in Eukaryota, Metazoa, Arthropoda, Insecta, Diptera, Drosophilidae.
AGCAACUUGUGGAUUGGAAAAACACGACGCCGCCAGAGUUUGAAAAUAAACAAUUAAAUAAAUAGCAAAUAAAUACGAGGAAAUGCUGGAGGAGGGGCGUGAGGGAAAUAUACUGGCUGGUGUGAGCAGUGCGGAUGUGGGCCCCGAGGCGAAGGAAUACUAUUUACUUCGCGCCGAUGAGGAAUAUCGCAAUGGCAAUGUGGAGCAUUCUAUUUACUACCAGGUUAAAGCCCAGUUCCAUGCCACCGACAUGCGUUAUAUCACCGAAGCGGCUGAACUGGAAAAACGGAGACCCACAACGCAGGAGCUGAUGAAAUCGGCCUCUAACCAGGAAAAAGGGGACUUUAAAAGCAAGAAAUUCCUAAGGAAUAUCAUUAAGCAUCUCCAGCAAGUGGAGCAGCAGAAACCGCCUGAGAUGCCAACCGAAGAGGACUUGGACUACAUGGACUUUCUAGAGGGUUCACAGAACCCCACAGAGGGCCUAACCCGCAUUAUGGAUAUAUGUCAUAGAAUGCCCGACGAAUGGUGCAUCCUGCAUCUCUGCAAGAGCUUCAAUCCCGCCACCACCUACUCCGUAUUCAACGAGAUCAUGGCCAGCGAUGGAGCCAUAUAUCUCAGCUUGCUCCGCCACUGCCGAAGCCCCCAGCUCGGUCCCAUUGGCCUGAGAUUUGCUGGCAGUAACAUGGCCAAUCUCUUCCGGGAAUACAGCACAAUGGUGGAAAGAUUCAGGCGAGUGGUCACCGUGGAUCCCCUAAAUGUGAAGAGCAAGGAGGCUAAGCAAAAAUAUUGGGAGGAGCUAAAAGUUUUUGACACCUUUCUGCAAAAACUUCAAGCCAAUUUUCGAGACAUUAUCUCUCCCUAUUCCUUUUUGUUCUUUGGAAAACGUUACGACUGUAGUGGUGCCCAAAAACAAGCCAAGAUCAUCUAUAGUCGCGUAGAUGAUUUCUGCCUGCUGAAUCAGUGGAGCACUCACCAGCGGGUAUUGCUUUCCCAAGCUGCUCUACAUGCCAAUCGACUAGACUCCGCGAAUCUCAAGCUGAUAUGUUAUGAGUUAUCCAGCAACGAAAACGAGAUCCAAUCGGUGUACGAUAUGCUUAAGGAAUUCGCCAGCGAAUGGAAUCAAGUAGAGGAGCGACAGCCGCUGGUUGGCAGGAGAUUUCCCACCAUCCUGGUGGUCGAUGAGCGCCUAGACCAUUUUCAUUGGGAGCAGCUAGUCACCGUUCAGGAGUUCACCCGCAUCAAAUCACUGCAUUGUCUAUGGCGUUUGUUCCAGAUUCACAAAUCAAACAUAAGCCAUGGCUACUACACUACGAACAUCAAACAAGGCAUGUGCAUAAUUAAUCCGGAUGCGGAUUUGGUGAACUCCGGCCGCAGACUGCGUAGCUUCUUUGAGUACUGGCUCUCCCAAUGGCAGCAUCUUUUCGAAACAGUGCCCAACGAGGAGGUGGUAUUAAAGCAGGCCCUGCAGUCGGAUUGUUUUGUCUAUGCUGGUCACGGUUCUGGGCUGCAGUACGUCAAUGGACGCACGAUUUCUCGAGCCCGAGUUCAAAGUGUGGUCUUUCUAUUUGGAUGCGAUUCUACGCGCAUGCUAAGCACUGGCUUGUAUAGCGCGCUGUAUGGAGCCCAUGAUUAUUACCACGGAGCGCAGUGCCCCUCGAUAGUGGGCACUUUAAUGCCUGCACUGGAUGGCAAUAUGGAUACAGUUUCGGUGACAGUAUUAAGUCUCUGGUUGGCUCCGGGAAAUAAACAAGUAAUUCCGUGGACGCAAAUUGAUCGAGUGCCCUGGCUCAAAAGUGGCAUUAUAAAAGGAAAGGUGAAAACCACGACUACAAUGAGCGAUGAACCCAACUAUCAUCUAGGCAGCUUGUGCUCUAUAAUGUCGCUGGUGCAGCAGGGAAAGGUGGAGCCGAAUACCUACAACUGCUGCAUUUACGUGUGCCGCGGCCUGCCCGCAUGGAAUUUGGCCGUGGAAAAGAUGCCUUUAUAGCAAAAUUCGUGUGUUUGUCGUGGAGUCGAUCUCUCUAAGGCAAUUGUUUAGCAAAAGGAACCAUGUAUAAUAAUCCUAUUAAAUUGAACUACUUCAUUCAAGUGGAAAGUGGUGCUCAUAAGAUUGCAUUAAAAGUUGUAACACUCAGAAUCAUAGGAAUAAACCAGUACAUCGAUGUAUAUUAAGAAAAAAUUCUAAAGCA